GCAAAGAGAAAAAACCCCAAGCCGGGUGGGGUCCUCCCGCGCGAGGCGCUGCUGGGCUGUGGUGGGCAGCGCGCGUGUCGGGGGCGCCCGUCAUGUACUACAAGUUCAACGGCUUCACGCAGAGGCUGGCCGGGGCGGCCGCCUCCGCCGCCUACAACCCCCAGGGACUCAAACCAAUAGUUUCCACUGAAUCCCCAGCUCUGAUUUUUGGGACAACAACUAAACUUGCUUCAGAUUUACCAGCAACUGAUUCUUUCUUGGGUAAAAACAAGGUGCCAGACCUACAGAAACUUUUUCAGAAACCAGAUGGAGUGCCAGUACACCUGAAACGAGGAGUUCCGGAUAAGCUGCUUUAUCGGACCACUAUGGCUUUAACGAUAGGCGGGACUAUCUACUGUCUAGUAGCACUGUACAUGGCCUCACAACCAAGAAACCAAAAGUAAAUGAACCACAACUCAUGGGACUCGUGACACUUCCCUGAAGGACCUCUUGCAUGUAUCUCUUUGCACUUACUUUAAUUAUGUGGUCAUAUAGGGUUUGUUAUUCAGAUCAAAUUUCUUGGAUAAAAUGCUUUUAAAUUGGUUGCCUUACAUGUUCUAGAAAUCAAUAUAAACAGACCUAAAGGCAUAAUUUUAACAUAUGGCUGUAUCUUUGCAUUUGUUGUCUUGAAGAGCGUGCGAACAGUUGGAGAACAUUAAGGUUUUUCCUCCUUCCUUCCCUCCCCCAACUUAAACAGUGUUAGAGAUGGAACAGGACAAAUACUUGGUAGGCUAUACUUCACAUUCCUUAGUGGGAAUAUGCUGCUGGUUUCCAAAAGAGUAAAAGCAAAUCAUUUAAUUAUUGUAACAUACUGGGAACCUGUUUCUGUCAUACGCGGCUCAUUUUGCAUAACGGGGUGGCAGUGGAACUUUUCCAAAUGCUGCUAUAUUACUAAAUAUUUGUACCUCUGGUGGUAGGAGAGAGUUUUAACUCCUUGGAGCAUUUAAAGCGGAUGUAUUUCAUAAUGUUAGCAACACUGUUUGCAGCAGAGUGCACUAGCAUUGUAGUGUCAGUUAUGCCAGUUUUUGGACUUUCAUUUGCCAAACUGUCUUAUUGUGCAAUAAGGAUAACUACACACAUGAUAAAAUAGGCAAGUCUGAAAGUUUCAGACCACUUCAGGUGGCCUGCUAGUGAAGUGAACGUUGGUACACUUUUGAGUUGACUUUGCAGAUCUCAAACUAGACAUUCGAUUUGGCUACCUUACUGUAGUCUUUUUGAGAUGGUAAUCUUAAAACCCUCUCUCAGAAUGCAUUGGGUGUUUUACUGUGUUUUUUGGUGAAACAGGUCACUGUCAUAGCUCAGCUGCAUAUUAUUUGCAGUGCAUGCACAUAUUUAUUUAAGUACACGCAUACACACACAGUGUGAAGAGAGAGAAGCCAGUAAAAUCCUUUAUUCAUUCUCUCCCUUGUAUUAUCAUAGCCUUGAACUGCGAGUUUCACACAAGUGUUUACGAAAAGCAUCCUCUAAUUUGAUAGAUCCUGACUGUGAACAUGGAGUAUUCGCUCUUGGUCACCCAGGCUCUGGAUAAGCAUGGACUCACUGGCCUCUGUAAAGACACAUCUCUCCCAGAACUGUGCAGAAACUACCUUUCAUGUAAAUAAGGGAAACAGUUGAUAAAGGAAUAUGAAAUUCUUAAUUUCAUUUCUUCAGUCUUUUACCAAAAAUGUUCUUAUUUUUGUUUCCAAUCAAGUUAUAUCAAAGCCUUAUUACUCUUCCAUAGAGAAGAAAAUAGCUGCUUAUACUGUGAUCGCAUGUUUCAGUUAAUGUUGUAUUUCAGGAUGGAGAGUUUAAGUCACUGAAAAAAAAAAUGUAAGGACAACAAGAGUCAAAGAAUAGCAGAGAAUAAUUAAAUUCUUCAGGAACUGACAGCUGUGUUGCCUCUUACUGAUAAAAUAUUUUGUCCUCAGUAACUCGUGCUUCCAUGGCACUAAAUCUUGUGCUGUAGGCUGUUAAAGCCUCUUAAAAAAAAAAGAAAAGAGAGAAUGAGAAAGCAGAAUGGUAGGUUAUUGUCUGUCUUCCCCGCAUAUCAUAUAUUAAGCACUGGUUACAGGAGUCUUCUAAUAAAAGAUACUUUGCAGACAAACUUGACAGAUUUUCAUGAGGAUGAGUUUUGCUGAAAGAAUUUCUAUGCACUUAGGGGUUUGUUUGUUUUGUGGAUGUGGUUUUGUUUGGAUUUUUUUUUUUUAAGAAUAACUAUUUUUAGAGUUCAUAUAGAUGGUAACAACUUUCUGCUUGCUGUUAAGGCAGGUAUAGAGAAAGUAACUAAACUUUUCCCAUACCUCAUUAACCUGUGAAAAUACUCUUCCAAGAACUUGGAGAAAGAAUGACAACAAAGACUUAUCACCCAUGUUCAGCUUUCUUAAAUGUUGGAGCUAUGGAUAUCAGAAUUGUCUCACUAUUGCCCUAGGUUUGACUUUUUCCAGCUCUUUGUCAGCAGCUAAAAACAUGUAGGCUAAAGGAAAAAUAAAACUCCAUCAAAUUUUGCAAAUAACCAGGUACUAGAAAAACCAUUGGUUUUGUUUGUUUAUUGUUUUUUUCCUCCAGUGUCUGGAUUUUGAAAAACUAUUUUCACUUUCACUUUGCCUUUCUCAAAAAGUUGGCCUGAUUGAAGCAGGGUGAGAAUGCUGCUUCACCUUGUCAGAUUUGCAUCCCUGGCUCAUUUGGGGUGAAAUGAAGCAUUGCUUGUCUGCAGUCACUGAUCAGAGACAACUGGAUUUCUAUAUUCCCACAGCAAAGUGCUCUGAAUAACAGGAACACUUGCAAGCUGUAGCGAGAAGGCUAGGCUGUGGCAGCAAAAUCUUAACCCUUUUCUCAGUUAAUUUGAGAUUAUUGUAAAGAACAACAUGGUAAGUCAUUUUCCUUCCUAGGAAAAAACUCUGCUAAAUAUCCAUAUUAAAGUAUUUGUGAGGCCAGACUUCUGUGAGGAUUCAAGAGGUUUUAAGUGUUUUGAAUUAUUGCUUGUGAUAAAGAGGCCUAGUAAUCUUAUUCUUAAGCUUUCUAGAACACCCUUACCUUUAAAAGGAGUAGUCUGUCCCUGGUGUGAUGUUAAAUAAGGUCUUAAGUAAGUAGAGCUGUGAGAGAAUUGCAGUAGCAAGAAGAAGGCUAUGUCAGUAUUUUGAAUUGUCAUUCCCAGAAGGAAGAAUCUGACUUGAGUACUACAACCUCAUUAUGUGUGUGUUCUGUUUGUUUGUU
Cuculus canorus (common cuckoo) is the source of this 3231-nucleotide messenger RNA. It is a transcript of the gene COX7A2L, whose product is annotated as cytochrome c oxidase subunit 7A-related protein, mitochondrial. Gene Ontology annotation, biological process: mitochondrial respirasome assembly; regulation of oxidative phosphorylation; mitochondrial electron transport, cytochrome c to oxygen. The transcript is spliced from 3 exons. The record is from RefSeq and is a predicted model, not a curated record. Bases 93 to 443 code for a protein of 116 amino acids. Lineage: Eukaryota; Metazoa; Chordata; Aves; Cuculiformes; Cuculidae.